CCCGGCGCGCGCGCAGAGGCUGAGCCAGCCGGUCCGUGGACACGCGACGGGGACGCGGCGCCAGCGCGGUGGCAGGACGAGCGCGGGCGGGACCCCCGGCCGGAGUGCGACCCCCCCCCAUCCCCGCCCCAGGACUGCCCCGCUGCCCCGGUCCAGGCCGCUGGGAGCGGAGGAGGGGUCGCCGGGACGCGGGCGGCCCCAGUGCCCUCCCCAGACGGAGGCGCCUGCUCUCCAUGCCCUGGCCCGGGUCCCGCCCGGGGCCACCUCCGAAGCCUGAGCCGGGGCUGUUUCUCUGGAAAUGGACGUGCCCAGGGCGCCCUCUGGUGGCUCCCGGAGCUGAGCCUCGGUGAGUCCCGGUGGCGAUGGCGGCCUCUGUCCUCGCGCCGCGCCCCAGGCCCUCCCCCGGGAAUGAGACCCUGCACCAGCACUACAACUACGUGGGCAAGCUGGAGGGCAGGCUGAAGGAGGCCCCCGAGGGCAGCACGCUGACCACCGUGCUGUUCCUGGUCAUUUGCAGCUUCAUCGUGCUGGAGAACCUCAUGGUUUUGAUCGCCAUCUGGAGAAACAAUAAGUUCCACAACCGCAUGUACUUUUUCAUCGGCAACCUGGCCCUCUGUGACCUGCUGGCCGGCAUCGCCUACAAGGUCAACAUCCUGAUGUCGGGCAAGCGGACGCUGAGCCUGUCCCCGACGGUCUGGUUCCUGCGGGAAGGAAGCAUGUUUGUGGCCCUCGGGGCGUCCACCUGCAGCCUGCUGGCCAUCGCCAUCGAGCGGCACCUGACGAUGAUCAAGAUGCGGCCGUACGACGCCAACAAGAAGCACCGCGUGUUUCUUCUGAUCGGGAUGUGCUGGCUCAUCGCGCUCUCGCUGGGCGCCUUGCCCAUCCUGGGCUGGAACUGUGUGCACGACCUCCCCGACUGUUCCACCAUUCUGCCCCUCUACUCCAAGAAGUACAUCGCGUUCUGUAUCAGCAUCUUCACGGCCAUCCUGGUGACCAUCGUCAUCCUGUACGCCCGCAUCUACUUCCUGGUGAAGUCCAGCAGCCGCAGGGUGGCCAGCCCCCACAACUCGGAGCGCUCCAUGGCCCUGCUGCGGACCGUGGUCAUCGUGGUGAGCGUGUUCAUCGCCUGCUGGUCCCCACUCUUCAUCCUCUUCCUCGUCGACGUGGCCUGCAGGGUGAAGGAGUGCGCCGUCCUGUUCAAGGCCCAGUGGUUCAUCAUGCUGGCCGUGCUCAACUCCGCCAUGAACCCCGUCAUCUACACGCUGGCCAGCAAGGAGAUGCGGCGGGCUUUCUUCCGGCUGGUCUGCACCUGCCUGGUCCGGGGCCGUGGCGCCCGCUCCUCGCCCACCCAGCCUGCCCUCGAUCCCAGCAGAAGCAAGUCCAGCGGCAGCAACAACAGCAGCCCCUCGCCAAAGAGCAAGGAAGACCCUCCCCAGAGAGUCGCCUCACCCUGCAUCACCGACGGAAACAAAACCCUGCAGAACGGGAUUCUCUGCAAGUGAGAGCGCCUGCCUCCAGGAGCGGGGGAGGGGAGCCCCGCUCUGUGGCCACGGCCGUAUCUGUUGCACGCCUCGCCCCUGGGAGUUCCAGAGAGGGGACUCGGGAAGUCCACUCGCCAGUGGCUUGCCCGGCGUGGGCGUCCCGUGAGGAGGGGGACCCAAGGACCCGCCAGCGUGUGUCACGGCAGGCCGUGCGCUCUGUCCGUCUUGGCUCCAGUCUUCUGAAUGCACCACGCUGCGACAGUAUCUGCCGCCUUCCCCUGAGCCCCCCUGGCUGCUCCCCGCGGGGCCUGGACAGGGAAGGUCGCGGGCCCCACAACGUGCAGGGUGUUUCUCAGAACGUCAUGACGAUGUUUGGUAACUUCACUCUA
Molecule: messenger RNA, 1870 nt
Organism: Felis catus (domestic cat)
Lineage: Eukaryota; Metazoa; Chordata; Mammalia; Carnivora; Felidae
Gene: S1PR3
Product: sphingosine-1-phosphate receptor 3
Exons: 2
Coding region: 363-1502 (379 amino acids)
Biological process (GO): G protein-coupled receptor signaling pathway
Cellular component (GO): membrane
Molecular function (GO): sphingosine-1-phosphate receptor activity
Source: RefSeq, a predicted model, not a curated record